CCUUUGGCCCCAAUCAAAUCCAAAGGUAAACCUGGAAACCAAGCACCUGCAUCUCCCAUUUCCCGUUUCCAGUCUCCCCCAAACGAAAUACAACCUCUCCCGUAAUAACACUAUAAGACACCAAUCCAUCAACCACACAAUUUGAAGCUCCAUCAUCAAUCUUCAAUUCAUUCUACUUUCAUUAUCUUAACAGUCUAUCAUUCCUGUUCUCCUUUUAAAUUAGAAAUCCGUCGUCAUGGCCACCUACUCUGAAGCUUGCCCGGUCUACGCGCCCUUCUUCGGCGCCAUGGGAUGCACAGCAGCCAUUGUCUUCACCUGCUUAGGUGCUUCCUACGGAACCGCCAAGUCCGGUGUUGGUAUCGCCGCCAUGGGUGUUCUGAGACCUGAUUUGAUCGUGAAGAACAUCGUCCCCGUCAUUAUGGCUGGUAUCAUUGGUAUCUACGGCCUUGUCGUUUCCGUCUUGAUCUCCGACGGGUUGACCCAACAGCUUCCUCUCUACACGGGGUUUAUUCAACUCGGUGCGGGUCUUUCGGUGGGUCUGGCUGGUCUGGCUGCUGGUUUCGCCAUUGGUAUCGUUGGUGAUGCAGGUGUACGAGGAACCGCUCAACAGCCUAGACUUUUCGUCGGCAUGAUUCUUAUCCUCAUUUUCGCCGAAGUCCUGGGUCUCUACGGUCUCAUCGUCGCUCUCCUUAUGAACUCCAAGGCUAGUGUCGAUGUCAGUUGCUAGAGGAACAGCACUGAAAACGCGACUACCUUCUAUUCGAUACAACAGCCUGCGUUGGUGUAAGGGUGGACAACAAGUUGUACUUGUAUCCACGCUUUUCACCUCACAAAUUGUUAUCCUCUGCCGACGGAAUACCGCAUACAAAUUAGGUUACGGCAAAAUUGAGCCUAGCAGCCGAACCAAGUAAACAGACAAGUGCUAGGCUAUCGGGGGUGGUGGAGUGAUGGAAUGGGGUUUAUGGUAAUGACCGAGCAAGAUCUCGCAUUUGUAUUACUGUUGCUGCAUAUGUACGCUCCGAAACGGUUUCUCAUCAUAGAUUAAUGGAUGAGGAAUCUUGUACUCUAGGUUGGUAACUGGUUCUCAUGGAAAAAGUGAUUUUUUUGCCCAACUUUACAUGAUUCCGUUCAUAUUCGAGAUUUGUAACGGGACAACGACAGGGCCAGUCUUAUAAACGCCGUAACAUACCAACUUUCGAAAGGAACCACAACUAUUUUUGGCAUAGUCGAUAUCCAUAUUGCAAAGCUUAUGCCACUUUUAAUGCCAAUCAGUCAACCUAUACUUACCUGUGUAAGUAUACAUCCGAACCAGACAUCAAGCCCGGC
Molecule: messenger RNA, 1326 nt
Organism: Hypoxylon fragiforme
Lineage: Eukaryota; Fungi; Ascomycota; Sordariomycetes; Xylariales; Hypoxylaceae
Product: vacuolar ATP synthase 16 kDa proteolipid subunit
Exons: 4
Coding region: 236-727 (163 amino acids)
Biological process (GO): proton transmembrane transport
Cellular component (GO): proton-transporting V-type ATPase, V0 domain
Molecular function (GO): proton-transporting ATPase activity, rotational mechanism
Source: RefSeq, a predicted model, not a curated record